CGGAAGAUUUGAAGUGUCAAUGCGCGAUCAACUAUAACUCGGACAAUAAAUCGUGCAGGAGAUUGCGGAGAAGUGGCGCGCAUUUGGUUUUUUUUGCUUUAAAAGACUUCUUGAUGGCAGCCUCCUUCCUAUACUGCACUAUGUUGCUUUUGCUUAAGGCAGCGGAAUCCGUAGCAGCUCGUGACUACAACCUUCAAGCAGAAAGCGACAGCAGUGAUGGACAAAGAUCGUACCGAAAGAAAAAGAAAAUCAACAAAGGACGUUGGACGAAAGAGGAGGAUGAAAAGCUGAAAGAUCUUGCCUGUGAACUUGGUCCAAACUGGAAAGAAGUAGCCAGUCAUUUUCCUGAUCGUACUGAUGUCCAGUGCCAGCAGCGGUGGCACAAGGUCUUAAAUCCAGAGCUUAUAAAAGGACCCUGGACCAAAGAGGAAGAUGAAAAAGUAGUUGAGCUGGUAAAUAAAUAUGGUCCGAAGAAAUGGUCACUCAUAGCACAACACCUCAAAGGUCGUAUUGGCAAGCAAUGUAGAGAAAGGUGGCAUAACCAUUUGAAUCCUCAUAUUAGCAAAAGUUCUUGGACUGAGGAAGAAGACAAGCUAAUCUAUGAGGCUCACAAGAAAAUGGGAAAUAAAUGGGCAGAGAUUGCUAAACUGUUACCUGGGAGAACUGAUAAUGCUAUCAAAAACCAUUGGAAUUCCACCAUGAGAAGACGGGUUGAGACACUUGGCUAUGAGCAUUACAGAAAAAAUAGAUAUGUGUCAUCGAAAUUCUUUAUAUUGCAGCACGAAAAAGCAAGACAUGGGAGGCCACCGUCUGCAAAGAAAGAGAGGAGUAAAAGCAGUUCUGGUGACUUUGAAGCUGCAUACAGAUGCAGACAAUCGUCUGAAUUACCUACUGAGGUUGUCCUUCCUCCGUCUACGGCAGUCGUCCAGGUGUUGUCUGAGGGGGUGUCUGUGACAGACCCAUCUAAAAACUUGACCAAGAUAAAGCUUGAGUCAAAAAAGAGAAAGGAUGUACCUGGGUUGACUUCACCUUUCAGGAGCUACAUCAUGUCAGAAAGACUAAUGGAAUCAGAUCCAUCCACAUGGGGUGACAUGAGUACAUUUGAAAAUGGUGGUAUCCCAGUGAAGACCCUGAGCAAACUCACCUCUCCAGGAGCCAAAGAAUACAGAUUUGAUGGAAAUUCAUUGGCUGGACUUCAGACCCAUGUAGGAUCCUUGAUCCCAAUCACAUCCCCAGUGAUGCAGAACCGUUUUAGUACUCCUCCUACUAUCCUAAGGAGAGGAAAGAAAAGGAAGGCAAUGGAUAAUCCAGAUACAACAACUGGGGAUUUGCUAUCUUCCACUGUCGAACUUCCAAAGCACGUUUUCCAAAGUCCCAAAGGAGAUACACCCAUCAAAAGCCUGCCAUUCUCACCAUCUCAAUUUCUCAACUCUCCAGUAGCAGGAGGCAAAGUCAUCACCUCAACACCAGCCAACCAUAGCAAGGCUGAGGCAGGAAACUCCACCUUGAAUACUCCCAGUAAAAGUGACACAAACAAUAAUGAUAGUAAUUACAGGACACCACGCAUCAGACGGUCUUUGCUACAUAUGUCACCAAGGACGCCAACACCAUUCAAGAAUGCACUCAAGAUCCUGAAUGAGACAAAACUUGCCCAUACACCUGCUCAUUUUGAUGAGGAUUUCAAUGAAAUAAUCAAGAGAGAAGAAGAAGAGAGUGGAGUUCAGAUAUCAUAUGAAGAAAACAAAGACAGCCCAGCACGCAAAGUCCGUACUUCACUUGGAGAUUCCUUUGAUAAGAUUGAAAAAUCACCUGUCAUCAUUGGUCCAAAAGAGGAGGAUGAGGCUAACCAUGCAGAUAUUUCAAGUUCCACUGCAAGCAGUAUGCUGGAGGAUUCUGGUGCUGUUACAUCAUCACUUCUAUUGUCACCUCCAACCUCUUCCAUUGUAAAGCCAAGUCAAGUGUUUGGGAAACAGGAUCCAUUUGUCACUCCCAGUACAACUCUUAACAGUGAGAUAUCGAAGCAUCGCACAAAGAACCACCCAAUGAGACUACUGAGAUUUCAAGAAACCCCAAGAAAGCGAUCAACAAUGGACACUUCUUGGGAGCAAGUUGUCUGUGGUAAAACCCCAGAUCAGCAAUAUCUUACAGAACAAGCUAAAGAUUUCAUCGCCAACUACAGACCAGCCGCCAGAACCUUGCAGUUUAACACCCUUACCGUGGUUUAGCGCAAAUACCAAUAUCUAUUAGCAUACUAAUAGCUGUAUCAUACAUCAUACAGGAUGUAUCAUCCUGACUUAUUUUUAUCAAAAAAUGUGAAAAAAAUCUAACAAAUAUUUUCUACAUUUUUGUGUAAUCUCGUGCAUAAAAUCAGAACCAUCAGCAUUGUAUUUCACAUAACAAGGCAACACACAUAACACUGGUGAUAUUUUUAUAGCUUUGAAGAUUAUGUGGUAAUUACCUGAUUGGUACUAGUCGCCAGAUACAUUAGUUUGACUUUAUGAAUGCCAAAAUGCAGCAUCAAGAAUAAUCUGGCAGUACCUGGAUUUAAAGCACAAUUAUGUGAGCUGUUCGGAAGCUGGACUUCCUUUAGUUUUAACGUAAUCUAAGGAUAGAAGAAUGCUAAAAGAAUGGCUUUCUCUUUGUCUUACACUCAUUCAGUACUGCUGGCUAAAAUACACAAUUAAUAAAUCACCACCUAGUUAGAGUUGGGUUUAUAAACUUUUUUUACUGGUAAGUUAUUUUGUAUAUUGUAUUUACAGUUGAUCUAGUUCACAUUUCAAGUAGUAAUGCUUUGUUUCUCAAAUUAUCUAAGCCAAUAAGUGUUGUCUUCUUUUAAUACAUUCUUUUUGGUAUUAGUGUAGGUGGUAUAUCAAUAUAGUCUGCACAAAUGCUUGGUGAAUAACUGCCAUGGAGGGGAUUAGAAAGAAAUACAUGAAGUCAUCAAUUCAAUCUUCAAGGAUUUACACUAAAGGCAUCUUUCGAUUCUACAAAAAGCGUAGUAGAGGUAGGUUCGAUUUCUAGUCUUUAAAGGGUGCUUUGGAACCAAAACCGCUGGAAAUCGAGCCUACAUGCAUUGUGAGGUUGGGAAAUGAGAGUAGAUAAACUGUAUUUCUAGGAGAAAGGUGCAAAAAGUGUGUAGAAAAGGUUUUGCAGAGAUUACUCUGUGUGAAAUAGAACAAGAUCCUGAAAAAUGGAUUUUUAUACAAAAUUUUGUAAAUAUAAAAAUUCUUAUAUUGUCAUUAAACUAUUGAGUAUGUCA
Nematostella vectensis (starlet sea anemone) is the source of this 3259-nucleotide messenger RNA. Its product is annotated as myb-related protein B. The transcript has 16 exons. NCBI's taxonomy places the organism in Eukaryota, Metazoa, Cnidaria, Anthozoa, Actiniaria, Edwardsiidae. The record is from RefSeq and is a predicted model, not a curated record. Gene Ontology annotation, cellular component: nucleus. Gene Ontology annotation, biological process: regulation of DNA-templated transcription. The coding region runs from base 114 to 2225 and encodes 703 amino acids. Gene Ontology annotation, molecular function: DNA-binding transcription factor activity, RNA polymerase II-specific; RNA polymerase II cis-regulatory region sequence-specific DNA binding.